This is a messenger RNA of Sclerotinia sclerotiorum 1980 UF-70, 216 nucleotides long. RefSeq lists its product with no specific name. NCBI's taxonomy places the organism in Eukaryota, Fungi, Ascomycota, Leotiomycetes, Helotiales, Sclerotiniaceae. The transcript has a single exon. The record is from RefSeq and is a predicted model, not a curated record. Bases 1 to 216 code for a protein of 71 amino acids.
AUGGACGAAAAAGCAAAGGAAAUUAGAUGCGAUGCCCUUAUAAUAGAUCUCGAGUACAGAUACGAAAAGCUUGCCGCCACAGAAGAAGGCUCUAAGAUCUCGGACAUGGAUACGUGCACAUUCUCAAGACAUUUUCAUGUGGCCGCUGAUGGAGGGUCGACUGGUGGUGAGAGUUACAAAGACUUGCACGGCCGAAGCAGGAGGCGCAGCAAUUAG